Molecule: messenger RNA, 735 nt
Organism: Drosophila subobscura
Lineage: Eukaryota; Metazoa; Arthropoda; Insecta; Diptera; Drosophilidae
Gene: RpL9
Product: 60S ribosomal protein L9
Exons: 3
Coding region: 93-665 (190 amino acids)
Biological process (GO): cytoplasmic translation
Cellular component (GO): cytosolic large ribosomal subunit; ribosome
Molecular function (GO): structural constituent of ribosome; rRNA binding
Source: RefSeq, a predicted model, not a curated record
UUGUGAGGUAUAUUAAAUCGAUAAUUCCGCGGUCACCCUGUCCCUUCCUCUUUUCAGCCUUUUUCCGGUCGGUUUACGGAGCUGCCAUCAACAUGCGGACGAUUAACUCGAACCAAUGUGUCAAAAUCCCCAAGGACAUCAAGGCCUCGGUGAAGGCUCGUGUGGUGACCAUUACUGGUACCCGCGGCGUUCUGAAACGUAGCUUCAAGCAUUUGGCUCUGGACAUGUACAUGUCCGACAAACGUACGUUGAAAGUGGAGAAGUGGUUUGGCACAAAGAAGGAGCUUGCCGCCGUACGUACCGUCUGCAGUCAUAUUGAGAAUAUGAUUAAAGGAGUGACGUUUGGCUUCCAAUACAAGAUGCGUGCCGUGUAUGCCCAUUUCCCCAUUAACUGUGUCACUUCCGAAAACAACUCGGUUAUCGAAAUCAGGAACUUUUUGGGUGAAAAGUACAUUCGCCGUGUAGAAAUGGCACCUGGUGUGACUGUCGUCAACUCCACAGCCCAAAAGGAUGAGCUUAUCGUUGAGGGUAACGAUAUUGAGUCUGUUUCUGGAUCAGCAGCGCUCAUUCAACAAUCGACCACCGUCAAGAAUAAGGAUAUCCGUAAAUUCCUUGACGGUCUUUAUGUCUCUGAAAAGACGACCGUUGUUAAGGUGGAAUCUUAGACUAUAGACAUAUUGUGUUUCUACCUGAAAUUGUAAUAAAAAACUGGCCGAAACUCAAUGCGUAUGACAA